Molecule: messenger RNA, 636 nt
Organism: Hibiscus syriacus
Lineage: Eukaryota; Viridiplantae; Streptophyta; Magnoliopsida; Malvales; Malvaceae
Product: pathogenesis-related protein 1A-like
Exons: 1
Coding region: 1-636 (211 amino acids)
Cellular component (GO): extracellular region
Source: RefSeq, a predicted model, not a curated record
AUGGGGAUCAUCGCACUUUUGAUCAUCAUUUUCGUUCACCUUCCUCCCAUUGUUUUAACUGCACCAUCUUUUCAGCACAGGAAUUCAGUGAGACAUCCCAUCUCUCGACCGCUCCCUCUCCCUCGAGGACCAGACGCUGAUCAAAACCCACUGCCCCGGAAACCAAAUAAACCACCUCGCCAUCAGCCAAAGUACCACCUUCCUCGGUCGGAGAUAAAACAAAUCCUCAAGGCGCAUAACGAAGCUCGAGCACACGAGUCCGAACCACUCUACAAAUGGGAUGAAAGCCUGGCCAUGUACGCUCGCAAAUGGGCGGAUAAGCGCAUCAAUGAUUGCCGUAUUGUCCACUCCAACGGACCCUAUGGAGAGAACAUCUUCUUGGCGGCCAAAGACCACUGGAGCAUUCCUAAAGCCGUGAAAUCAUGGGUGAACGAGGAGAAGUAUUACGACAAGGAGAGCAAUGUUUGCCAGCCAGGGAAAAUGUGCGGCCAUUAUACACAGAUUGUGUGGAGGGAUACGGUGAAAGUAGGAUGUGCACGAGUGAAUUGUGAAGUGGGUGGCGUCUUCAUUAUGUGCUCCUACGAUCCCCCUGGGAAUUACCAAGAUGAAAACCCUUUUGCCUCGCAUGAACAGUGA